AUGUCCGAACCACAAAGCUCGUCUGCAAAUGCUCAGGGAGCUCCUGAGACAGCGACCUGGGACCCAGCUGGUGAAAAGACGGAGAACGGCACGAACGGCACCACUCCUGCUUCCACACGUCGGCCUCAUCAGGCCACAGUUUCUCAAGUCUCAGCCCCAGUAUUUACUCAACUAGGUAAUCCGGGUCCCCUAGGGUUGCUCGCCUUCGCAAUCACGACCUUCGUAGUCGGUCUCCUUGAGUGUGGUGCCGGCCUUCCUCACUCGGACCCAUCCGGCAAUAUUGGUCCCAAUCAAGCCUCAUUCGGAAUCGUGGUAUUCAUGGGCGGUACUGCCCAGAUUCUCGCGGGGUUGAUGCAAUUCCGUGUUGGCAACACUUUUGGUACCACAGUCCACUGUUCCUACGGCGCAUUCUGGCUGAGUUACGGAAUGUUUAUGCUCCCGUACCUUGGUAUCGAAGCUGCCUACAGGGGUGACAAGAGGGCCUAUUCAUUUGCCAUUGGUAUUUAUUUGAUCCUGUGGUGCUUCCUGACAUUGCUCUUCUUCAUCGCUGCACUCCGGACUAACCUUGCAAUUCUUUCUGUCUUCUUCUUCCUGAUUCUCGCAUUCCUCUUCCUUGGCCUAGCCGAAUUUACUGCUACGGAGCAUGCUACUGCCAGCAGGAAUUUGAAUAAGGCGGGUGGGGCUUUUGCAGUUGUCUGUGCCUUUUGUGCCUUUUAUGCCGGUGGGUCAGGACUGAUGGUGCCCGAGACUACCUGGGUACGAUUCCCGCUUGGCGAGAUCUCAAGGGUCUAA
Molecule: messenger RNA, 792 nt
Organism: Penicillium brasilianum
Lineage: Eukaryota; Fungi; Ascomycota; Eurotiomycetes; Eurotiales; Aspergillaceae
Source: the annotation of a GenBank genome assembly